Messenger RNA from Fukomys damarensis (Damara mole-rat), 6251 nucleotides. It is a transcript of the gene Fndc1, whose product is annotated as fibronectin type III domain containing 1. The transcript is spliced from 22 exons. The coding region runs from base 44 to 5644 and encodes 1866 amino acids. Gene Ontology annotation, molecular function: protein binding. The record is from RefSeq and is a predicted model, not a curated record. Lineage: Eukaryota; Metazoa; Chordata; Mammalia; Rodentia; Bathyergidae.
CCACCCACUGAAGCCAAGGCACGUGAAACUGCUGUCCACUAAAAUGGGCCUGAAAGUCACAUGGGACCCACCCAAAGAUACUACCAGUAGACCUGUGGAGCAUUACAACAUUGCCUAUGGGAAGUCACUGAAAAGUCUUAAGUACAUCAAGGUGAAUGCGGAGACAUACUCCUUCCUUAUUGAGGAUGUGGAGCCGGGGGUAGUGUACUUUGUGCUGGUUACUGCAGAAAACCACAAUGGAAUGAGCCGUCCAGUUUACAGAGCUGAAAGUCCACCUGGAGGUGAAUGGAUCAAGAUUGAUGGUUUUCCCAUUAAGGGUCCAGAACCAUUUAAUGAAACCGUCACAGAAAAGGAAGUGCCCAACAAGCCCUUGAGAGUGCGCAUCCGGUCCUCAGAUGACAGGCUGUCUGUUGCAUGGAAGGCACCACGCCUGUCAGGAGUCAAGAGUCCACGCAGAUCUCGAGGUUUUCUUCUGGGUUAUGGAGAGAGUGGUCGGAAGAUGAAUUAUGUUCCAUUGACAAGAGAUCAGAGGACACAUGAAAUUAAAAAACUAGCCUCGGAGUCAGUGUACGUGGUCUCUCUGCAGUCCAUGAACUCCCAGGGGCAGAGCCAGCCAGUCUACAGGGCUGCCCUUACGAAACGCAAGAUUUCAGAAGAGGAUGAACUGGAUGUACCUAAAGACAUCAGUGUUCGAGUUAUGUCAUCCCAGUCUGUACUUGUGGCCUGGGUGGAUCCUGUUUUGGAAAAACAGAAGAAAGUCGUUGCUUCAAGACAGUACACUGUGCGCUAUCGAGAGAAGGGGGAAUCAGCCAGGUGGGAUUACAAGCAGAUUGGUAAUAGGCGUGUGAUGAUUGAGAACUUGAUGCCAGAUACCGUGUAUGAAUUUGCAGUCCGCAUUUCACAGGGUGAAAGAGAUGGCAAAUGGAGUACAUCAGUCUUCCAAAGAACACCGGAGUCUGCUCCUACCAUAGCCCCUGAAAACUUGAAUGUCUGGCCAGUCAAUGGCAAACCUACAGUUGUCACUGUGUCUUGGGAUCCACUGCCAGAGACUGAGGGGAGAGUAAAAGAAUACAUUCUUUCCUACGCCCCGGCCCUCAAACCGUUCGGAGCAAAGUCCCUCACCUACUCUGGACACACUACUUCUGCCCUGGUGGAUGGUCUGCAGCCUGGGGAACGCUAUCUGUUCAAAAUCCGGGCCGCAAACAGAAGAGGCCCUGGGCCGCACUCCAAAGCCUUCAUUGUCGCUAUGCCAACAACCAGUACCAGUGAGCCUAAAGUUCAGCAGAAUGCAGAUCGUCGGAAACCAGAGCCGUCCUCGCCUUUUCCCAAAGCUUCAGCUCCCUCAGCUCACACUCCUUUGCCUAGUUCUCUCCCAGGCAGAAAUGUGAAGGACCCUCUCCUUGAUUUGAAGAACAAAAUACUGGCCAAUGGUGGGGUGCCCAGAAAACCCCAGCUUCGUCCUAAGAAGACUGAAGAGUUGGAUGCUCAGUCCACAGAAGGCACCGACAAGGAGGAGCUGGAUUCCUUGGAGGAUCCACGCACAUCAAACUCCCACACUCAAGACCAGAGGCGAACCCUGAGGCUACCAAGUAGAUCUGGCCACUGGGUCCCAGCCCCUGGCAGGAUUCCACCGAGGGCCCGAAUACCUGCAGUGCCCCCAAAGGAAGGCAUGGAUAAGCGUGGCCCCUCACUGGUUGCCCACCCUCACCCAGGGGCUGCCUCCUCUGAGGAGGAUUCCCCUGCCCACCGUGAGGCCACCCAGGGUCCCUCCCCACACUCCUACGGGGAGCCCUCUGUCAGCUCCAUUGACAACAACUCUAUGGACGGAGAUGAGGAAGAGCGUGCUGCAAGGUCCCCCCACUCCAAGGCCACCACAUUCCAGCAGCUGCCUUCUAGGACCCCAGCCCAGUCCCAGCCAGCCCUGUCCUCCAGCAAUGAGGCAACCUCCAGUGACACAAGGCCCACUCACCAUGGUGCAAAGCCAGCCUUACCUGCACGCAGGACACCCCAUUCUGGGGUUAUGAAGGAAGAUUCCAGCGCCCCUGUGCCACCCUCAAGACUUUCUCCCCCUUUCAGAGGGUCAUCUCGGCUGCUGCCCAUCCAACCGCAUCCUGGCCCUCCACUCUCUAGGGGCUGGAAGGACGGUCACCCCCUGACUGUCAACUCGCACGCACCUUCACAGUCUACCCUGUCUGUCCCCGUCUCUUCUCACCUCUCUUCCAGUACAGAGGUCUCUGAGGGAGGGGAUACUUCUGAUGGCAAGGGCCCCAGUGACAGGGAUGCAGAAGAUCCUGUGAGGCAGGCUGAGGCCACUGUCCUCACUCCAAGGGCCCGACCUGCUUCUGGACACUUAAGUUUGCUCAGGAACAGGCCCUUUGCUGCCAAUGGCAGGUUUCCAAACAGGCUCCUCAAUGGCCGAGGACCACGGCUUCAGCCCUCCAGCUUUCCCCAGGCCACUAUGGCCUCCAGAACCCUCCCCAAGGUCCAUUCCCAGUCAGGUUCCCAUCCUAGGCUUGGGUCAGGUAUCCAUGGAGACGGGGAGGAUGAAAAGCCACUUCCUGCCACUGUGGUCAGUGACCACAGGACUUCCUCAUCCAGGCAGCUCCCCUCUGGAGGCUGGGACUCUUCAAGGAGAGGCCCCCAGAGAGGGGGAAGCCAAUACCGGAAAGAGCCUGUCCCAGAGAGCCCUAAGUCUGCGGGGACAGAUAUAAAUACUUUGGACAAAUCCCCCUCUCUGACCUCCAGGGCACAGGACAUUGAACAAAGCACAGACGUGGAGGUGGAAGAGCGUUCUCCCAAAACUCAGCUAGUGUCCACGGGACGUCAGCCGUCCCCUGCCCGUCCUCCAGCGCCAAGGACUCAGCUCUACCCUGGGGCCAGUAUUCCUAGAAGAAUGGCCCCUGGCCGGGCCUCACAAAAUCAGCCCCUCGCACCGGUUUCCACUUCCGAACACCAGCAUGGGGGUGGCACCCAGAGCAAGGAUACCGAUCGGUCCCUUUCCCAGCCUAAACUGGCGCUGGCUCCGGCUGGGCAUCCCCGCCCCCGCCCCACGACGCAGGGCAGCGCCCACUCCUCAGAUAAAUUGGCAGGGAUCUCAGGAGGAUUGCUCCGCCCAGCUUCCCAGGGCCAGGACGAGAAUUCCCAGAGCAGCUACGAGGACAACAGCACAGAAGUUGAGGCCCAAGAUAUCCGCGACCCCACACGGGCUGCUCGGCCCAAGGAUGCCACCCCAUCCCUGUCCAAGUACCAUCAAGUGGCAUCUCCGGCAGGGACCAGAGAGGACAGACGUGGCCAUGCAGGCACAUCCCAGAGGCCCAGCAGGCCUGGCAAUCCCCAGCCCCGCACCCGGGUCCCAGGCAAGGCUGGGGCACAGGUCACAUCAGGAAAGGAGUCUCCUUCCAAGCGCCCACUGCCCUCCAAAUCUCUGCAGUCGGUCUCCAUGGAGGAGGAGGAAGAGGACAUGGGAAUUUUAAAAGGAGGAAAGGAGGACCCUCUGUCUUCUGCUCCAAAGUGGCCUUCUUCCUCCACCCUCAGGGGCAGCAAAUACUCGGAUGGGAGCCUCAGCAAGGACAGGCCUACCAUUGUACUGGCUCCCAGAGGAGGGAGCUCUGCGCAGGAAGAGAGCGCGACCCCGGGCAAGCGACCUCUGGGCAGCCUCCCAAGAGCCUCGCACCUGCCUACCCGCUACCCUCCUCGCAACCCCGCUACCCUGAGUCCCAGCGUGAGCACCACCUCCUGGCCUCGGUAUACCACUCGCUCCCCUUCGAGCGACUACUCCACCACACCGAUGCUCUCCUUGAGACAGCGGAUGCAGCGCAGAUUUCGCACUCCUGGCUUGCGCCAGCCUGCGAAACCCUCUUACGCACAAGGUUAUAAUGGCAGAUCCAAUGUAGAAGGGAAAGUACUUCCUGGUAGUAACGGGAAACCAAGUGGACAAAGGAUUAUCAAUGGCCCUCAAGGAACAAAGUGGGUUGUGGACUUUGAUCGUGAGUUGGUGUUGAAUGCAGAAGGGAGAUACCUCCAAGAUUCACAUGGAAAUCCUCUCCGAGUGAAACUGGGAGGAGAUGGUCGCACCAUUGUGGAUCUUGGAGGGACACCUGUGAUCAGUCCUGAUGGUCUCCCCCUCUUUGGGCAGGGGCGACAUGGCAAACCCCUGGCCAGUGCCCCGGAUAAACCCAUCUUGAGCCUUGGAGGAAAGCCUCUGGUGGGCCUGGAGGUCAUCAAAACAACCACCCUUCCUCCUACCACAACCAUGUGGCCUACCACAACUACGACCACUGUGCCUACCACUACCUCUCCUCGACCCACAAGGGCCACUGCCCACCGCAUGACCACCACCCGCCACACCACCACCUCCCACCGCAUGACCACCACCCACCGCACGAUAACGACCACACUUCCAAUGACUACAAUCCGAACUACUAUGCCGACAACCACCACCACCACCACCACCCCUGAACCCACCACUCCCAUCCCUACCUGUCCCCCUGGGACCCUGGGACAUCUUGACGGUGAUGGCAACCUGAUAAUGGGCUCUAAUGGCAUCCCAGAGUGCUACCCUGAAGAAGAUGAGUUCUCAGGCCUGGAGACAGACACAGCCAUACCCACAGAGGAGGCCUAUGUCAUAUAUGAUGAAGACUAUGAAUUUGAGACCACAUGGCCACCAGCCACCACCAAGCCCACCGCCAAGCCCACCACCAUGGCUACAACUCCUAAGGUCCUCCCAGAGGAAGGCUCCAUCAAUUCUUUUCCUGAAGAAGAAUUUGAUCUGGCUGGGAAGAAACGAUUUGUUGCUCCUUAUGUUACAUACCUGAGUAAGGAUCCAUUAGCCCCAUGCUCUCUAACUGAUGCCUUGUACCAUUUCCAAGUGGAGAGCUUGGAUGAAAUCAUUCCAAAUGACUUGACAAAGAACGACCUGCCUCCUCAGCAUGUCCCACGGAACAUUACUGUGGUUGCUAUGGAAGGCUGCCACUCAUUUGUCAUUGUAGACUGGGACAAAGCCACCCCUGGAGAUGUGGUAACAGGCUACCUGGUCUACAGUGCAUCUUAUGAAGACUUUAUCAGGAACAAGUGGUCCACUCAAGCUUCAUCAGUAACACAUUUGCCUAUUGAGAACCUGAAGCCAAACACACGGUAUUACUUUAAAGUUCAAGCCAAAAACCCUCAUGGCUAUGGACCUAUCAGCUCUUCAGUUUCAUUUGUUACAGAAUCAGACAAUCCUCUCCUUAUUGUGAGGCCUCCAGGAGGUGAGCCCAUCUGGAUCCCAUUUGCUUUCAAAUACGACCCAGGAUACACAGACUGCCACGGCCGGCAGUACGUGAAGCGGACGUGGUAUAAAAAGUUUGUUGGAGUCGUUCUUUGUAAUUCACUGAGGUACAAAAUCUACCUCAGUGACAACCUGAAAGAUACAUUCUACAGCAUUGGAGACAGCUGGGGGAGAGGUGAAGACCAUUGCCAAUUUGUGGAUUCACAUCUUGAUGGACGAACAGGGCCUCAGUCUUAUAUAGAAGGCCUCCCUAAGAUUCAAGGUUACUACCGUCAGUAUCGCCAGGAGCCUGUCAGCUUUGGCCACAUCGGCUUUGGCACCCCAUACUACUAUGUGGGCUGGUACGAGUGUGGGGUCUCCAUCCCAGGAAAGUGGUGACCACAGGAACAACCUGCACUGCAAGUUUGUCUGCUCAGCCUCAUCUGCUCACUCGCACUAGGGGGAUGCGAACAGGAGAAAAACAGCGUCCCAAGCCCCACUGCACCUGAGUGUCAGGAAGGCCACACAAUAGACAUUGGACAUUGUGGUCAUCUUCAGUCUGGAGCCCAGUCCCGUUUUUGACCUGGAAUAUGAACAGAGGGGAAUGCAGUUUUGCUGAAACUUCAGUUUUUCACAUUCUUUUUAUUAGCACAUCCCAGGGACAUCAGAAACCGUAGCUGAUCCAGUAUGAUUUCCAGACUCUUAAGGCAAAAAAUUCAGACACUCCAGAAUCUCCAGGGAACAGUAUAAGCAUGCAUAAGCAUGCUUGCUUCAUAGAAUGCUUUCAUUUCUCUCAUUUUCAACUCCCCCCAAACCAGUGGAAUUUAAGCUUCAAAUCUUUGUAUGCAGAACUGAAUAAAAAACACCGCCCAAGGAAAUAUACCUUACUUGAGAUUUAUUCUACGGACUCACACACUGCUAGACUAAAUGCAUAGAAUCUUAUUUGUAAAUUCUCAAUUUUGAUAUAUAUAUGUAUAUAUGCGUAUGCAUAUCCACACUUGUCUGC